GGAUUCUCAUCACGCUGCCUUAUGUCAUCAAAAAUGUUUGGCUAUGUCUUAGCUGCUCAAAUGUACGAAUGUUCUGGUAUUGAAAUCCACAUAAUACGGUGAUUAAAUAUUUUAAAAAAAAAACAACAGAGCAAGUUAGGACAGGAGAAAAGAGUUUACCAACUGAACAGCACCCCAAGGAAAGGACUUGACAUAUAUGUAGGAACUGAAUGUGUUCUGUCCUUGCCUUGAAUGUUGUAGAAGAUGCACAGUGGGCAUUUGUGUUGAAGCAGAUUGCACUCACACAUAAAGACUGACUCCCUUUGAACCUGCAAUGGAGGAUAAUCCAGAUUUGAACACAACUGAUAAACUUCCAGAAGACGAGUCAACUGUCAAAGAGGAGAAAGAGGAAAAUGACUGGAAAAAAGGAAGUCGUCUACUCUCUGGAUUGGUGGGCUCCAAUGUCUUUCUCUUCAGCUGUGCUUUGCUAACUUGUGUGUUCACUGAGGACAUUGAGGUUUUUGAGAGAGAUUUUCUCAUAUUUCUAACUAUCAUGAUGGCCAUCUGUAUUUCGUGGAUGCUUUUCCAAAUGUACUUCACCUGGAAGAACAAAAAUGCAGUUCUGUAUAAGGAUUGCCAGGCAGGUCCAAUAUGGAUGAGAGUGGGAAUCAUUCUCUUUGGCGUCGGUGCACUUAUUAUGACCUCUUUUAAGAUUGCAUACACGGCUGAGUACACGGACUGUGCAACACCCAUGAAAAUGAUGCAACCUGUCAUACAGGCUCUCUUCAUCAUUGUUCAGACAUGUUUUCUUUGGAUCUCCUGCAAACAUUGUGUCCAGAUCUAUUUAAAUUCUACCAGGUGUUUUCUUAUGAUUCUGUUGAUGGUAAAUCUAACUAUUUGGAUUAUCAUGGUGACUGAAGAAUCCAGACAUCAUACAAUGGAACUAGAGGAGUACUUUAACAGAAAUUAUUCUAAAACAAAUACCAGCACUCUAAGUGAACAUCACGAUGAAAAUGAACAUAAGAACAGAUGUGAAUGUGCGUACAAAUGUGGAGUUGACCAAACAGUUUAUAUUUACCUGUACCCCUUUAAUAUUGAGUACAACCUUUUUGCUGCAGCAAUGAUCUAUAUCAUGUGGAAGAAUGUCGGACGCAAGAUUGACGAACAUGCUUCUUUUCACCAUGGACUGGGGCCAGGGGUUCGUCAACACAUCCCACUUCUAGGUCUCUUUUCUGGUUUGGGCAUUCUUAUUACAGGCCUAGUAAUGUUUAUCUUAUAUGAAUUGGGUAGAGGGAAUCCUCAAAAAAACUGGCUGUCAUUGACUGCCUUCUACUACUUUCAUGUGAUCAGCCUUGUCCUCAUGUGCCUGGCCAAUGUGGUGGGAAUUGUCAUUUUUAGGCUUGAUAAGAGAAACAUGGACAAUGAGAAGAACCCAAGUCGGACCUUAGAUACCGUUCUACUUUUGUUGGCAACAUUGGGCCAAUAUGCAAUUUCUUACUAUUCUAUUAUAGCCAUGGCCUCCACGGUUCCCUUUAUCUUCCUGUGUGGUUUAACCCUUUCCUAUUCUGUACUGAUGAUUAUUCAACACUCUCUGCAAAAUGUUUUUAUAAUAGAAGGUCUGCACCGUCUUCCCCCCCCCAACUUACUUAAUGCUUAUCAGGGAACAAGUCACCCCAGGCCUGUGGAACAACAUGAUUCUAUGAGAAGUAGAAGUGUGCCAGAGAAAGAAAGCAGAUUGUCCCUAACAAGCCCUCCAGAAAAACUGAGCACACCGAGAAGAGUGACCCUGACUCACCACAUUAAGAGGCAUCUGAAGAAAAGAAAAACGAUGAAGGACGUUUACUUGUUUCUCUUCCUCUGUAACCUUAUUUUCUGGAUUAUGCCAGCCUUUGGAGCUCGGAUCAGAUUUGACAACGGACUGGAGGUGAAUUUUUAUGGAUUUUCUAUGUGGGCUAUAAUUACCAAUAUUUGCCUUCCCUUUGGAAUUUUUUACCGGAUGCAUGCCGCUGCCAGUCUGCUGGAACUUUAUAGCACGGCCUAGAAGGUCUACAAUAUUUUCUGCUGUCUAAAAACACAAGACUGUUCUAUACAACAACCUGAAUGGUUAAUGUGCCAAAAGACCUUGACGUUUCAAAGAGAAGAACCUGCUGAGAUGAAAAGGGUUUGUUAAAAAAUUGACUUUUUUUAAGUAUUUUAGAGCCUCUGGUUGAGUUGUCAUGGAACUAGAGCAAAUUGUUCUCUUUCAGCAAAUACUUUGCGCACAUUUUUCCACGAAAGAGUAAUCUUGUCAACUGGUGGAUCUUAUUGGCGCAGUCUUUCAGAUGGAUUGGUCUACAGCAGAGGAAUAUUUUAAGCGUUAUAUUUUAUGUUUUGCCUAACUUCUGUUUUGUACAAUUUAGAAUAGUUCCACUAAAUUGAGACUUUUUUUGUACCAUAUUAAGGAUCAAUGAGUGAUAACUAGGUUAGAAUUCUUAUAUUUUCUAUAGCUUACUAGAAUGUUAGCUUUAACAUCAACUUCGCUGUCUAGAAUGUUUAGUGCAUGGUGUAUUUUCGGGGGAUUUUAUUUUCAUCUUUUACACAACCCAAAUCAUUUCAUUAGAAUAUUGAUAUUAAUAAAGCAAAUUAUAAUCUGUA
Rana temporaria (common frog) is the source of this 2613-nucleotide messenger RNA. Its product is annotated as proton channel OTOP2-like. Gene Ontology annotation, cellular component: membrane. NCBI's taxonomy places the organism in Eukaryota, Metazoa, Chordata, Amphibia, Anura, Ranidae. Gene Ontology annotation, biological process: proton transmembrane transport. The transcript has 6 exons. Bases 314 to 2020 code for a protein of 568 amino acids. Gene Ontology annotation, molecular function: proton channel activity. The record is from RefSeq and is a predicted model, not a curated record.